This is a messenger RNA of Paramisgurnus dabryanus, 4977 nucleotides long. It is a transcript of the gene braf, whose product is annotated as B-Raf proto-oncogene, serine/threonine kinase. Gene Ontology annotation, molecular function: ATP binding; MAP kinase kinase kinase activity. Gene Ontology annotation, cellular component: plasma membrane; mitochondrion; cytosol. The record is from RefSeq and is a predicted model, not a curated record. Lineage: Eukaryota; Metazoa; Chordata; Actinopteri; Cypriniformes; Cobitidae. Gene Ontology annotation, biological process: protein phosphorylation; MAPK cascade.
UCCACUCAGUUUCUCGCGGUUUAAAAUGGCGGCGUUGAGCAGCGCCGAGUCCCCACCGCCCGUCUUUAACGGAGACACCAUGAACCGCGAUCCGGAGCGGGACCCGGGACUGGACGAGCUGGGCGCGGGGCUCGAACCCGGCGGAGCAGUGAUACCCGAAUGUCAACAAGACAUUCCCGAGGAGAUCUGGAACAUCAAACAGAUGAUAAAGUUAACUCAAGAGCACAUAGAAGCCCUUUUAGAUAAGUUUGGUGGAGAGCACAACCCACCAUCUAUAUACCUGGAGGCCUACGAGGAGUACACUAGUAAGUUAGAUGCAUUACAACAACGGGAACAGCAGCUUUUGGAGGCCAUUGGGAAUGGUACAGACUUCUGCUCUUCACCGACCCCAAAUCUGCUGGAUGUUAAGGGGCAGGCUGCCCAGUUCACCCCGUCGGCCCCAAACACCCUCGCUGUCCUGCAGACUCCGACUGAUGCCACACGAGGCAAUCCUCGCUCGCCCCAGAAGCCCAUCGUGAGGGUGUUUCUGCCCAAUAAACAGAGGACGGUGGUCCCGGCUCGUUGUGGGAUGACAGUGAGAGAUUCAUUAAGGAAGGCUCUGAUGAUGCGAGGUCUGAUCCCAGAAUGCUGUGCGGUCUAUAGGAUUCAGGAUGGGGAGAAGAAACCUAUUGGCUGGGACACAGACAUUUCCUGGUUGACGGGAGAAGAGCUCCAUGUCGAAGUUUUAGAGAACGUGCCGCUCACGACCCAUAAUUUUGUACGAAAGACCUUUUUUACGUUGGCCUUUUGUGACUUCUGUCGGAAGCUGCUGUUCCAGGGUUUCCGUUGCCAGACGUGCGGCUACAAGUUUCACCAGCGCUGCAGCACUGAGGUCCCGCUCAUGUGUGUCAACUACGAUCAGCUGGAUUUACUGCUGGCGUCAAAAUUUCUGGUGCACCACCCUAUUACCCAGGAGGAGGCGUCAUCAGAAGGAACCACCCCAUUGUCAGAGAUUUACCCUUCGAUUCCUCCAUCCGAGUCCACUGGGUCUCUGUGCCAUCCUACUUUGUCCCCGUCUAAAUCCAUCCCUAUCCCGCAGUCCUUCAGACAGGGAGAAGAGGAUCACCGCAACCAGUUUGGUCAAAGGGAUCGCUCUUCUUCGGCUCCUAACGUCCACAUCAACACCAUCGAACCGGUCAACAUUGAUGAUUUGAUCCGUGAUCAAGGCUUACAGAGGUCGGAUGGAGCCCCCAUGCAACACCCAGCCCGAUGCUUGAGGAAGAACCGAACACGGACCUCAAGCCCCCUUCUGCCCUCCCACCCCAAUGACAAUGUGUUUGAUUUUGAGCCAGAGCCUGUGUUCAGAGGCUCCACGACGGGCCUUUCGGCCACACCUCCCGCCUCCCUACCCGGUUCCCUGACCAAUAUGAAGGUGUCAAAGUCGCCGUGCCAACCGAGAGAGCGGAAGCCGUCGUCUUCGUCAGAGGACCGCAAUAAAAUGAAAACCCUGGGUCGACGGGACUCGAGCGAUGACUGGGAGAUCCCAGAGGGUCAGAUCACGUUGGGCCAGCGAAUAGGAUCUGGUUCCUUUGGAACGGUCUAUAAGGGGAAGUGGCACGGUGACGUAGCCGUCAAGAUGUUGAAUGUCACAGCCCCCACUCCACAACAACUGCAGGCCUUUAAGAAUGAAGUGGGUGUCCUCAGGAAAACCCGUCAUGUGAAUAUUUUGCUCUUUAUGGGCUACACCACCAAACCCCAGCUAGCUAUCGUUACGCAGUGGUGCGAAGGUUCGAGUCUCUAUCACCACCUGCACAUCAUCGAGACCAAGUUUGAGAUGAUUAAACUAAUCGACAUCGCCCGGCAAACGGCUCAGGGCAUGGACUAUCUGCACGCUAAAUCCAUCAUCCAUAGAGAUCUGAAGAGCAACAAUAUCUUCUUACACGAGGAUCUAACGGUAAAGAUCGGUGAUUUCGGUCUGGCUACGGUGAAGUCUCGCUGGAGUGGCUCACACCAGUUUGAGCAGCUGUCUGGUUCAAUCUUAUGGAUGGCACCAGAAGUCAUCAGACUGCAGGAUAAAAAUCCUUAUAGUUUCCAGUCGGACGUCUAUGCGUUUGGCAUUGUGCUUUAUGAGCUCAUGUCAGGGGCUCUGCCUUAUUCCAACAUCAACAACAGAGACCAGAUUAUUUUCAUGGUUGGCCGAGGUUACCUUGCUCCUGACCUGAGUAAAGUACGCAGUAAUUGUCCCAAAGCUAUGAAGAGACUUAUGGCAGAUUGUUUGAAGAAGAAGCGAGAGGAGAGACCUCUUUUCCCUCAGAUCCUUGCCUCCAUCGAGUUACUGGCACGCUCUCUGCCUAAAAUCCAUCGUAGCGCCUCUGAACCGUCCCUCAACCGCGCUGGCUUCCAGACAGAAGACUUUAGCCUGUACGCCUGCGCUUCCCCUAAGACGCCCAUUCAAGCUGGUGGCUAUGGUGAAUUUUCAGCGUUUAAAUAGUGCUGCACAUGCUACGACUCCAUCCCUUGUCACUUUUUAAGACGUCUUGUGUUCUGCUGUGGGUUGAGUUAUAACACAGAAAAGGACUCGUUACAAAGAAUCUGCUGGUUAUCUUCCUCUUUACCCGAAGAGCUACGGCUUCGAUGGAAUUGCUUUAAAAUGAAAAGAUCUCAUUGCUGGUUUCACAAAAAUGUCAUUAAUAAAAACAAAAAAUAGGACGUCUCAAUAAUGCAACAUAAAAUAAACACGACCGGCGUCGUGAGAGAAAGAAAUGCGGUAGCUGAAAAGAAAGAGGCAAAUAAAGCCAAUCAUAAGGAAGAACGACAAGCGUGUUUAAUAUGGAUCAGUGGGCGUAAGCCCCGCCUUUGCUCCACCCCUGGAUGAGACAGACCAUAAAACCGGUCCAUAAAACACCUAAUGAUGGAAAAUCGUCAUUUUAUGUCAACAUUUCUCAUUGGAUAGAGACGGAUCACAGCCAUUCGUGGAUAUCAGGAGACAACUUGAAUGAUAUUUCUUUUGAAAUGAGAUUCUUUGCCGUUUUUCCCUUCUUGGGUUGUAAGUUGCAGACAGAUCCACCCAGUAUUUUCCUUUUUGUAGUUUGUGAGCACAGGUAAAUGAAGCAACCGAUAAGUCACAGAUCUCCUAAAUAUUCAGAAAUAUCCUAUAGAGAUUUGAUUCAACAAAUACCAUCGAGCUGGGUGGGUCACAUACUUUAUAUAUUAAACAAAUAUUUUAUAUUUUAUUUUGGUUUGCACACAAACUAAAUGUACAUGUCUGAAGUUAUCCGUUACAGCUAUCGAAAGUCAUUAUCUGUGGUUGCUUGUAGAAAAACCCCACGGUAUAAAGCAAACACAAAAGCCUUGUUAUGUAUUCCUUAAGUUUACGCUUAAGUGUUGUCAUAAGAAGUCGAUCAUCAAUGUUUAUUUUUUUUUAGAUAUCCGAGUCAUGUGAAAUCCCUUCCAGUCCAUCGCUGGCGUUCAUUCCAACAUAUUUGUUUUUUUUAUUGUUGUCAAAUAGUCUUGUGUUAUAGACAGGCAGGCCUGCAAUGUUACAUUAAUUUAUAUUGCUUUAAUUUUAUUACUGUUUGUUUGGUGACUCUUAGAGAUGUGUGUGUAUAUAUACACAUUUAAAUAUAUAUAUAUAUAUAUUUCUCUCACUCAUUCUGUGAUUGCUGAAAUGGACAUUGAGCAAAAAUGUAAAAAUGACUGAUGCAGAAAAGCAAUUUGCCUUUUUAAAGACUAAUAUAUUUUGUCAUAUUACGAGGUGACAGCGUGGUUAAAGGACGGUUAAAGAAAUGAAGGCAGGUAGGGCCAUGGGACACUAAAAAAACCAAAGCUUAAUCCAACAUCCCCGCAGCAUCCAUGUCCAUUGCUGGCAAACGGUUAUCUGGAUUUUUAGCCCUUAAACGCAGAUCAUCUCCAGCAAGUUUUUCACGGUCCAAAGACUUGUGUCAACCCUCUUUCAUAGCUUUGGGCUUUGGUGACUUCAGCACUGUGUAGCCCUCAUUCACGUGGACACUGUGGAGGGUGUAAAGGCCCUCGUGUCGGAUGCUUUUUUCGUUGAUCACAGCCUCCUUUAUCUUCUACGAAACUACAGACUGCUGUUUCUUGCUGUUUGCUGAAACUACGACUCCACGAAAUGCUUAAUAUUGCACCGAUGACUGAGGCUCUGUACUUGAUCUGACCCGUGCUCGGACAAGCGCCCAUCUCCUUGCUUCUGUUGAGAAGGACUGAAUUAUUUAUUUUCUUUUUUCUUUAUGAUUAUUUUUAUAAAGAAUGUCAAGACUUGUCUUAAGAAGCGAUGCAAAUCUGUACCAGACUGAUGGCACCCUAGCGGAUGCGUUGUUUCUGUUUAGACUUGAAUGGGCCCGGUGUUUUGUGGGAUGACCUAAAACCUGGGUUGCCUAUAAAGAUGGUAUAGAGGUGUAUUUUAAGAGUGCUGUAUUUAUUUUCUAUGGGAAUGUUACUGAAGAAUUUUUGCUUUUUUCUUAUUGAGAUACUUGGUGACUUACCUAACUUUCAGAUAUUUAUAUGGAGGAAAAUGAGUUGAAGGUGAUGCCAAUAUCCUCUUAACUCAUUUUCCCCUGGAUGUUUUGAUUUUCAUUGAUGGUUUGUACCUAUUUUUAUUUGUUUGCUUUUUUUAAGCCCUUCGCCCGUUCCAUACCAGAUAUCCAUAUCACAUUCCUUUCUGUUGCCUUGCCUGCACUUUAAACCCCAGUGCAAGAUCAUUCAAUCAUACAGAUGUUUGGGAGACUCUUUUCACCUGUAAAUAGCUGUACAAAGAAAGCACUGUGCGUUUGCUAGGAGGCAUGGAGAUAUAAAAAAAUAUUGAAAUGACUUAAAAUGUUUCAACUCAACGGUUAAGAAAAGACAUUUUGAUAGAUGAAAUUCUGAGAAAAUAUUACUGUGUACAAAUAUUUAAGACUGUAUUAUAUAAGAUGAAAAAGAGCUUAAUGUAUUUGUUGUGAAUAUGAAAAACUGAUAUAUUAAAGAAGUGCAUGAAAACUG